GGAGCCAUGGCCAUGGCGAGGCCGGGGGCAACGCGGCCCUGCAAGGCACUGUCGUCUGGGAGGCUAACGGGAGCAGCUAAAUUUACAAAUGGAAGAAAACAGUUUGCCUUUAGAAAAGGAUGUAAUGUGGAUGGGGUGUCUGGAUACCAUCUUAAUUCUACUGACUCUGACAAUCAGGUUGAUGGUGUUCAAAAUGGACUUGGGCAUUGUGCAGCUUUACUGAAGAAUAUCUUACAAAAUGAAACCACAGGAAGGGAGACCAUCCACAAACACCCUGGGAAAACAACUUCAGUUAAAAUUACUUCCAAGCCUUUGCUAACCAAAGGAAAUGCUCCCAAGAAGAAAGGGGUGAAAAAAUCCACUACUCCUGCCCACAUCCGAAAAGAAGUUGUGCAAAUAUCCCACAGGAAACCUGCCUCAUCCACCACACCUACUGAGAGGGAACUUCCCAGUUCAGCCCAGAAUCAGAUGGUUCAACCAGUUCAUGUGCCUUGCAGCCAACACUCUCCUGUGAUGCAUCAGAAAGUGUGCGAGCAUGUGCAGACUCAGAUGUCUCUGAUAACUGACCAGCCACCACGGAGCAGUAACCAAAUUCCUGCUGUAACUCACUUUCCUACCUCAAAUCAUGGGUGUCAAAAUGUUACAGCUUUUAGUUAUCGGUUGCCUUCCUCCACAUCAGCUCUGCCCCUGCAGUAUUCAGCUAAUCCCUUAUCCACUCAUUGAUUAUUUCUUCAGGAUGUUCCUGUAGAUGGUGGCCAUGAAGGCGUGCCAGUGAUGGGAGGACCUGUGCUUUGCCCAGUGGUGUCUGCUGCUCCUGCCACUGCUGCACAAACAGAGCCUGCAUUGGCUUUUCCUAGUGUAGCAUCAGGUGCAUUGGGUAACUCUACAGUGGCUACAUUCACCCCAGCAUCUUCUGGCAGAGACAUGACCCCAAACCAUGAGCAACAGGUGAAAGAAGCAGAUUUGAUAAGAUGUAUGCAAGCUUACCUUGCCCUAUUACAGUCACAUGAAACUAUGAAUGUCAGGACUGAACAGGAGCACCAUCAUUGUGCAGCAAAACACCAUGCUUCAAGUAGCAAGGAGGAUGACACUUCUGAAGAUCACAGUGAGGGCACAGUCAGUGAAGAAGAUGAAUUGAAUGUACUUGAUACAGCCCCGGUGAGAGAUAAAAGCUGUUGGACAAGUUCUGCGAAGAAUGUUCUAAAAUCUAGAAAAGAAAGUCCAGAAAAAACAGCCCAUAAAAUUAAGACUCUAAAAUACCUUCUGGGAGAGCUGAGGGCACUGAUAACAGAUCGAGAUGAUUCAGAAAUGUUAAGGUUGAUGAAUGAACUAGAAGACUGCGUAUCACUGCUCCCGGCUGUGGUGGGAAGUACCAGCAUACAAACUGAAAUAGCACUGGCUUUACAGCCUCUCAGAAGUGAAAAUGUCCAGCUGCGUAGGAGACUAAGAAUAUUAAAUCAGCAACUCGGGGAUCAAGAAAGAAAUGAGAAAACACCUGGACAGAGCUGCAGCUAUGAAUUAGUUUCUUUACAGUCCUUGAAUAGGAUGCUCCAGAGUCAAUUGCAAGAAUCACUGAAAGGCCUUGAGUCACUGCAAGCUAAAAAUGAAGAACUACUUAGAAUAAUAGAAUGCCAAAAAGAAGAAAAUAAACAUCUUGCAAAAGAUAUUCAAAGUAAAGAAGAAGAAUUGCUUGAAAACAAACAGCAUUAUGACAUUCAUUCCACCAAGCUCAAGAUUGAAGUGGAAGAGGCAUUAUCCAAUGUGAAAAACCUGCAGUUUAAGCUGGAAGCUUCAGAGAAAGAAAACAAGAUUUUGGGCAUAACGUUGCGUCAGCGUGACGCAGAAGUUAACAGACUGCGGGAGUUAACCAGGACCUUGCAGGGCAGCAUGGCCAAACUUCUGUCUGACCUCACAGUAGACAAUAUUAGACCCAAACCUGAAAAAAGUCUCUCGAAGUCUCUUUUGGAAGACCAUGAAAAGCAGAUGCAACCAGAUCCUUAUCCUGGGAAUACUUCAGUAAUGACUUACCUUAAAAAACUAGAAACUGAUCAUAUUUUGACAGAUACAGAGCUUCAGUUCUCAACUAAAAGCAGAGAAUUAGAAGUUCAAAAUGUAGCCCAUGAAAAGCUGGCUGCUGAAGGAAGUAAACUAGACAGGGUAUUCUCAGAAGAAGUAACAUCAACUCCCAAACUGCUAACCUCACUGAAGCAAGAUGCAGAAACAGGGAGUGAUUCAGGUACUUUACUAGAUGAGCAAACCAAGUUGGAUGAGACUCUUUAUAUUCCUUUGACUAGCAGUGCUGUGAAAAAACAGAUACCAGUCUCCGAAAGAACCAGUGUGCUACCCCAAAGUAGAGGAGCUUGUAAAAUGCUGGACUACCAUUGUGAGCUCUCAAACUCGGUGCAGCAGAAUGACUCUGAGAUUGCAAAGGAUUCGGUUGUUACGGAUAAAUUAAAUGCUGGGUACAGUGUGAAAGUCACUGUGGAAAACACACUUGAAGUUAGAGGGGAUAAAGUGAAGCCAGAAGGAGACAAAGGCCAAAUGAGGCCAAACCCCACUCCAAAUGGAGCUGCAAAAGACUUCACAGACAAACCAAACCAACCUCAGACUGUUACCUACCCUCCUGUACCAGCACUGUUUCCAAAAGAGGUUUCUCAAAAAAAAGGCAGUGGAAUAGCUGAUUUUAGUUUCAUUUCAUUUGAUGAUAUAUCAGGGAAGUCUGAAUGGAGUGCAUCCUCUUUCUCAACAUUUACUUCUCGAGAUGAAGAGGAUUUUAAGAACAGCUUAGCAGCCUUGGAUGCCAACAUAGCUAGGUUACAAAGAACUUUACAGAACAGCAUUAUGAAACGAUGAAUAGCAGGGAACAAAUGGGAUUAUUUUUUUUUUCUGAAGUAUGUUAAUAAGUAUGGUACUGAUACAAAUAUUUGUGGCUUUGGUAUGAAAUGACUUGUUCCUAGCUGUUUUAAUUAUGGAUGGGAUUGGUUCCUAUUUAAGCUACGGUGCUGCUUUCUGUGAUGUUUACAACUUGAA
Molecule: messenger RNA, 3030 nt
Organism: Calypte anna (Anna's hummingbird)
Lineage: Eukaryota; Metazoa; Chordata; Aves; Apodiformes; Trochilidae
Gene: CCDC14
Product: coiled-coil domain containing 14
Exons: 14
Biological process (GO): protein localization to centrosome
Cellular component (GO): centriolar satellite
Source: RefSeq, a predicted model, not a curated record